Bufo gargarizans (Asiatic toad) is the source of this 788-nucleotide messenger RNA. RefSeq names its product ETS domain-containing transcription factor ERF-like. The record is from RefSeq and is a predicted model, not a curated record. NCBI's taxonomy places the organism in Eukaryota, Metazoa, Chordata, Amphibia, Anura, Bufonidae.
GUUCUGCGUACAACAAGCCUCCAGCCAUGUUGCCCCCCUACAACCGAAACAGCCCAUUUCCUGACUACACCUGGGGCUUUAACCCAUACCUUUCUGGCACUUUCCCUUUAACUGGCUCCAAGUUGCCCCCCUCCCUGUACCCGCCCCAGUUUUACCCCAGCUCCCUCUCCCCUCCCCCUCCUGUCUCCCUGCUUCCGGGGGACUCCAUGGACAGGUGCAACCUCAUACCCAGUAUACCACAAAGGCUGUGUGCCAGCCUGAAUUCUCACCCGCUGCUGCCCCUGAGAGGAAGCGGAGAACUGGGCGGCACCGGGGCGGUGAGAAGAGACAGAGCCGAGCAGGCCGAAGGGAAACCAGAACCAGAAUCUGACUCGGACCUGGAAAUUACAGACGUGAGCGACUGCAGUUCAGAGGCAGAGGGGUGCGGGUACAGCCCGCCGUGCCCGGGAACCUCGGUUAGAAGGGGCAAGACAGAGGAUGAGCGACCCAAAGGAGCAACCACCAAGAUUUCCCAAGAAAAGCCGGCGGCUCCGCUCAGCUAGACCCGCCGGUCAUUAUACAGAAACUAUAUCUAAAUGUACACUAAAUAUAUAUAUAAAUAUAUAUAACUAUACGGAUAUAUGGGGGUAAACCGCGUGCUGCGCCAAGCCCUUCCUCCCGAAACAGCAGAAAAUGUAAGCGUUAUACAGUGGUAGCAAGACCUUAGUUCAUUCAUUUGGCUGUCAGGGCAUGCUGGGAGUUGUAGUUUUGUAACACCGGUUGGAGGCCACUGUCCUCUGACCUCACAG